Angiostrongylus costaricensis is the source of this 501-nucleotide messenger RNA. Lineage: Eukaryota; Metazoa; Nematoda; Chromadorea; Rhabditida; Metastrongylidae. The record is from the annotation of a GenBank genome assembly.
AUGGGCGAGCCGCAAGCUUCCCUCCUCCUAAAGAAGCAGUUAGCUGAACUGAGGCGAUUACCUGUGGAAGGCUUUUCUGCCGGACUUGUAAAUGAUGACGACAUUUAUAAGUGGGAAGUUCUCGUUAUUGGUCCUCCAGACACAUUGUACGAAGGUGGGUUCUUCAAAGCCAUCCUAGAUUUUCCUAAGGAUUAUCCACAGAAGCCUCCAAAAAUGAAGUUUGUAUCGGAAAUUUGGCAUCCGAAUAUCGAUAAAGAUGGCCAUGUAUGCAUCUCCAUUUUACACGAUCCAGGAGACGAUAAAUGGGGUUAUGAGCGACCAGAAGAACGUUGGCUCCCUGUGCACACAGUAGAGACGAUACUGUUGUCUGUAAUCUCUAUGCUUGCAGAUCCGAACUUUGAAUCGCCUGCAAAUGUAGACGCUGCGAAAAUGCAAAGGGAAAACUAUGCCGAAUUCAAGAAACGAGUCGCUGCAUGCGUGCGCAAAAGCCAAGAGGAGUGA